Cercocebus atys (sooty mangabey) is the source of this 1754-nucleotide messenger RNA. RefSeq names its product OTU deubiquitinase 3 (gene OTUD3). The record is from RefSeq and is a predicted model, not a curated record. The transcript is spliced from 8 exons. Gene Ontology annotation, molecular function: cysteine-type deubiquitinase activity. The coding region runs from base 124 to 1317 and encodes 397 amino acids. Lineage: Eukaryota; Metazoa; Chordata; Mammalia; Primates; Cercopithecidae. Gene Ontology annotation, biological process: protein deubiquitination.
GGUUGCUGUGUCGUCGUCGCCGGGCUCCGUUGCCCGCGCUGUUUUGCCUUCUUGACGCUUGAGGCGGCCGCUGGGGGGUCCUGUGGCUUUCCCUCCUGCCGCUGGGGACUGCAGGCUAAGGCCAUGUCCCGAAAGCAGGCGGCGAAGAGCCGGCCGGGCAGCGGCAGCCGGAAAGCCGAGGCCGAGCGCAAGCGGGACGAGCGGGCUGCUCGCCGGGCCCUGGCCAAGGAGCGGCGGAACCGGCCGGAGUCCGGCGGCGGCGGCUGCGAGGAGGAGUUCGUCAGCUUCGCCAACCAGCUGCAGGCCCUGGGGCUGAAGCUGCGGGAGGUGCCGGGGGACGGCAAUUGCUUGUUCAGAGCUCUUGGUGAUCAAUUGGAGGGACACUCACGAAAUCAUCUCAAGCACAGACAGGAGACAGUGGACUACAUGAUAAAGCAACGGGAAGAUUUUGAACCCUUUGUAGAAGAUGACAUUCCUUUUGAGAAGCAUGUGGCCAGUUUGGCAAAGCCUGGUACUUUUGCUGGCAAUGAUGCAAUUGUAGCCUUUGCAAGAAAUCAUCAGUUGAAUGUAGUGAUUCAUCAACUUAAUGCCCCUUUGUGGCAGAUUCGUGGUACAGAUAAAAGCAGCGUAAGGGAGUUACACAUCGCAUAUCGGUAUGGAGAGCACUACGACAGUGUUCGGAGGAUCAAUGACAACUCGGAGGCACCUGCACAUCUCCAGACGGAUUUUCAGAUGCUUCAUCAAGAUGAAUCAAAUAAAAGAGAAAAGAUCAAGACAAAGGGAAUGGACUCUGAAGACGACCUGAGAGACGAAGUAGAGGAUGCUGUCCAGAAAGUUUGUAAUGCAACUGGAUGUUCAGAUUUUAAUUUAAUAGUCCAGAAUCUGGAAGCUGAAAAUUAUAAUAUUGAAUCUGCAAUAAUUGCCAUGCUUCAGAUGAACCAAGGGAAGAGAAAUAAUGCAGAAGAGAAUCUUGAGCCCACUGGUCGAGUGCUGAAGCAGUGUGGCCCUUUAUGGGAGGAGGGUGGCAGUGGUGCCAGAAUCUUUGGAAAUCAGGGCUUAAAUGAAGGCAGCACCGAAAACAAUAAGGCACGGGCCAGCCCAAGUGAAGAAAACAAAGCAAAUAAAAACCAGCUCGCAAAGGUCACAAACAAACAGAGGCGAGAACAGCAAUGGCUGGAGAAGAAGAAGCGGCAGGAGGAGAGGCACCGCCACAAAGCCCUGGAGAGCAGAGGUAGCCACAGGGACAACAACAGAAGCGAAGCAGAGGCGAACACACAGGUCACCUUGGUGAAGACCUUUGCUGCGCUCAACAUCUGACUCUGGCCUCUUGGGAGUUGUAAGAAGCGGCUGGAAAAGGAUUGCUGUGUGCCAGACUUUCCAGCAAGGCCGUCCUUUUAUGAAACGAAACACAACCAACAAAGCCCACACAUGAGCUCCCACACUGAGUUAGUGUCCUUCGAGCUGCCUCUUUUUUUGUUCAAAGUUUUAUUAGUGAUAUGUUUUGUUUUAUGAAAAUGCAGUGAGGCCAUUCAUAUUCUGUAAUACAAAAUUAAAAUACUGAGUUUUAGGGGCAGAUAGGUCAGAAAAAACCUGUUAAGUGGUGGCUUUAUUUGCCCGAAAAUCAGACUUCAGUGACCCUAGGAUCUUUCCUUAACAUUUGGGGUGAGUUUUGCUGUAAUUGUUCAUGAGUAGUUUAGAAUAAUUGUUAGAACUUGAGAAUGACAAGUUUCCUUAGUUUCUCUUUCAUUUUCAAA